AGAAAACGACAUUGAAGAAAGGUACUCUCGAAGGAUCUUCUGAGAUUGAAGUCACUUCGUUGUUUCUUCACGGUUUCACGAACAAUACCUGGUAAUUGACUGAUCUGUUGAUCAGCGGUAAAUGUUUACGUGCGUGUGAUUAGAGUUCGACGUUGUAAAUAAAAGUGUUCCAGCACCGUGUGUACUGUUGUCGUGAUCCGAGUCUGAAUUUCAAUCUCUUUUAGUGCAAUCGAAUUUUUUGCCCUACGAUUCGGUCGCAUUAGGUUAGAAAGACACCGAUAUUGUCCGGUUCUACGGGAAAGUGUCGUGCGGAACAAUUGUUGUCUCGCAAAAAGUGGCAAAAAUAUAUAUUCCUUGAAUGAGAAAAAGGGGAGUGUGAAUAAACCGACGGAGGUUCGCAGAGUCGUGUAUCUCUGCUUGUGUGUACCAACCGGAGCUGUCAUAAAUGUACACAUUCUAUAUAGAUUGCACGAUCUAUGCUCGGUUAGUGGGCCGAUUUACUGGAGACAAGUGAUCGUGUCUGACGCGCGGCAGUGAAUUGACAUUAAUCAUCGUCGCGCGGUGUUGUGCACCAAUCGACCAUCUAAAGAACUAGUGCCGCAUUUCUAUCCGACGGCGAGUUUCCUCACGCAGCAGACUGUGCCUUUUCUCUGCCAUUCUUUUUGGUCGAUAAAUUUCUCUGGCUUCCCGAAGAACUCGAUAUUUUAGAUAUUGCUGACGUUUCACGGGCGGUGACAAGUAGUCGGAGCCGUAACUAUUGUGGCACAUCGCUUACUCCCUUUAUUCGUCUCUCUUCGUCUCUCUCUUGUUAUGCUUCGAGAGAAAGAAAGAGAGCGAGAGAACAGAAUGAGAGCGAGUGAAAAAAGGAAAGCCUGCGAAUGAGUAACUGAAUGCGAAAGAGAGUCGUAGUUUAAACGAGUAACGGAGCGAGGAAGAAGAGGGAGAGUAGGGAAGUAGAAGAGAGAAAUUGUACGAGUGCGCCUGCGAUAGAGAGAAAAAGAGAGGAGAAUUCACGCGCGCGCGCGAGCGCGUACACAGAAAACUCUAUCCGUCCUUAUCGGUUUCUUUCUUUCGCAGUCCCUAUGCACCGCUUUAACGGUUUCUCGUGAUUUUUCGAUAAUGCCAUUUCGUCGAAGGUUAUGAGGUAUUGGUUACAUAGAUAACUUUCGGGUGAUCAUGGCUAAUCGGGGUACAGCCCAGAGGCCAAAUGGUUCAGCACAAGGGAAAAUUUGUCAGUUUAAACUGGUGCUACUUGGAGAAUCUGCAGUUGGAAAGUCAAGCCUUGUUUUGAGGUUUGUUAAAGGACAGUUCCAUGAGUAUCAAGAAAGUACCAUUGGAGCUGCAUUUUUAACACAAACAGUAUGUUUGGAAGACACAACUGUCAAAUUUGAAAUUUGGGACACAGCAGGACAGGAGCGUUAUCACAGUCUUGCACCAAUGUAUUAUCGGGGUGCACAGGCUGCCAUUGUUGUGUAUGACAUAACAAAUCAGGACACAUUUGUACGUGCCCAAACGUGGGUGAAGGAGUUGCAACGACAAGCCAGUCCAAAUAUAGUUAUAGCAUUAGCUGGAAAUAAAGCGGAUCUUGCUAAUAAGAGAGUUGUAGAAUUUGAUGAGGCCCAAACAUACGCGGAGGAAAACGGUCUUCUUUUCAUGGAAACUUCAGCCAAAACAGCAAUGAAUGUUAAUGACAUAUUCCUGGCAAUCGCUAAAAAACUUCCAAAGAACGAGCAAUCGGGAAGCGCAAGUACAAGUGGGCAAGGUCGUCGAUUAGUUGAGACAGAAGGACAAAAGGCAGCAACUGGCAAUUGUUGCAAGUGAUUAUCCAAAUCUAUAUGUACCAUAAUCAACAAAUAUAAAUACACAAUGAGUGUGUCCUCAAUGAAUUUGAAUGGAUAUGAAACAAUGGGGAAAUGCCACUAUAUUGGAAUGGGAGGUGAACUGUGCAGGACGAACAUUUUGCCUGAGUGAUUUAAAAAAUGCGUGUAUUACGUUGCAUUCGACGAUAUAUCAUCUAUUUUGAGUAUCAGAUCUAUCGAAGAGCGAGAGAGAGAGAGAGAAAGAGAGAGAGAGAGAGAGAGAGAGAGAGAGAGAGAGAGCGAGCGAGAGAGAUAUGGUGAAGCUCCCAUUUGUAAUUCUAGUAGUAAUGGGCGAUGUUCGUUAUAUAUAUACACAUACACACACAUACAUGCAUACAUAUAUAUAUAAAUAUAUAAAUAUAUAAAUACGAUUAUACUAUAAAUCAUAUCUAAUAAAUAUGAUUUAUAUAAUAAGUAAUGUUAAUGGUAAUAAGUAAUAAUAAUGUUAAUGGUAAAUAAUAAUAACAUUAAUAUUAGUAAUGAUAAUAUACAUUUAAAACAUACAAUGUACGAUGAACUUUUGGCACGCGAAACGUCUUGUAAGAUAGUAGGCCAUUUCUGCUGCUAUAAUUACCUAUGUAUCUACUUUCUUAGUUUGUAAUCAUGUAUAACAAAUUCUUGCUCCGAAAUAUAUUGUAUAUUAAUUUUAUUCGAUAAUUCAUGAUAAAUUAUAAAUAAUUACACAAGAGAAAAAAUAAACUUGUGAAUAUUACUAACGAUUUUGUUGCAAUGUUCGCUUUCGUGCAUAGUUAUUUAUCACUUUACAAAUAAGUCUGUUAUUAUUGCAAUGGAAGGAGCCAUUAAAUCUGUGUAAAACGAUUGCUUAAUUUAAGUACAUUAUCGAAUUCAUUUAUUCGAUCUAAUCUAACUCUGUUUGAACAUUCUAUAAUGUUAAAUAUUUAUUUCCACGUUGUAAUUUAAGGGGAAGUACGUGGAAUAAAUGAUCCAUAAAAUA
Molecule: messenger RNA, 2814 nt
Organism: Colletes gigas
Lineage: Eukaryota; Metazoa; Arthropoda; Insecta; Hymenoptera; Colletidae
Gene: Rab5
Product: ras-related protein Rab-5C
Exons: 7
Coding region: 1177-1821 (214 amino acids)
Molecular function (GO): GTPase activity; GTP binding
Source: RefSeq, a predicted model, not a curated record